GAUAUGCUCUAAAUAUUAUCUCAUAUUUGUCUCCACAGAGUGAAGAUGAAGCUCCAUUCAUUGUCCAUGCUUUGUUUGUCACUUCUCUUGCUUAAUACCCCUUUCUCGCUGACCAGGGGAAGGGGAGGGAGAGGAAAAAGUUCGGGCAGCAAAAAAGUCUCUUCGGGCACCAAUACAGGAUACAAACCUAAAAAAGACUCCACCCCUCAGGGUGGCCAUCCAAAACAAAACAAUCAGGGCAGUCCUGGACAGCACGGCAAUUAUCCCAGACAACCAGGUGCAGCAGGCAACCCUAACCAGUAUCCGGGACAAAGUUCUCCAUAUGGAGGGUAUGGAGGAGGUUAUGGAGGCUAUGGACGGUAUGGAGGAGGUUAUGGAGGCUAUGGACGGUAUGGAGGAGGUUAUGGAGGUAAUCGUCCUUCUGAGAAAUCCAAAGGGUUUGCUCGCAGUGCAGUAGUAGCUGCAGCUGGAGGUGCGGUGGCAGGAACGGCCCUGGGCUAUGGGUUAGGACAGUUCUCCCGUCCUCACUUUAAUGUCCGCAGCCCUGAAGAGGAGUAUUAUUACAAACAUUACAUGCACAGGAACCAUGGGUCUAAAAUCCAAACUAAUAGAAAUACUAACAAAAAUACUAAUACUAAUACCAAUACCAAUACUACUGAAUACAGCAGCGACAAAGGAGGACAUGCCGUAAUUACUCAACCCGUUCAGAGUUAUGAAGACUACAUGGAUGCCUGUAUGAAGAGGUCUGACAUUUUGCCCGUGAAAACUCAAAAGCCCCAAAUCAAACCAGGUGCAACUGCCACAGCUACGACCAAAACCAACACGUCUACUCCCGUGACAUCAGAGAGCAACGACACUGCCACAGAAAACCCCUCGACCCCUACCCCUGCAAGUCCAGGCCCUCCAAAUCAGCCCGAAGAAGAUGACACGGUCAGCAUUGUGGAGAUCGGCUACCCGGCACUGAUCGAGCAGGUGAAAACCAGGAGAUGCUUGGAGUUGUACAUGGCUUACUCCAUGAAGUACAUGAGACAGGAAGGGCCGAAAGACGGGAGUACAGGAGGGGUAGAAGGAUUGGAGAUGGGCUUUCAAAGACUUUUAGCAGUAGUUACAAGUGCUAUACUCAUGCUACUUAACAGCAAUGUACCUGUGCUGCUGCACUGAGAUGUUCAUUUGACAUUAUAGAGAAUGUGUUCAUGAAUAAGGUGAAAGAUGAUAAGAUGAAAAAUAACUUGGUGGAAAGAAACCUGUAAUCCUUUCUUUAGUUUGUGCUGACUUCUGCUGUGAGAUUUUAUACUUUAUUUUAUACUUUAUGCUUCAUAUAAAGCAAACAUUGACGGCACUGAUAGCUGACUUGUGAUUAUAGAAGAAAUUAAAAAUAGUUACAAAGCCUUUUCCUGUAACUGUAAAACAAAAUGAGCUAAAGGGUUGUUUCUUAUGGGAGAAUGUGAAUGUUUUCAUGAAUUGUAAAGGCUUGCACUUUUUCCUUGUCAUGUUAAAUAAAUAAAAUAGCUUUACUAACUUGUACUUGUGGAUAUUUCAUUGCUUCGGAGCUG
Molecule: messenger RNA, 1553 nt
Organism: Neolamprologus brichardi
Lineage: Eukaryota; Metazoa; Chordata; Actinopteri; Cichliformes; Cichlidae
Source: RefSeq, a predicted model, not a curated record